AUGAAUUCUGACAGUUCGUUCGAUGAUGAGUCCCCUGAAAACGAAUCUGAUGUUCUUCAAGUAUACAAUGAGGCACUCAGUAACAUUGCCUCGCUUUCGGGAAAAACUGUGGAGCCCCUGACUUUCCGACUUAACUCCGAGUGGGAGGAGGCGACUAAGAAAGAAAAAGAACUUUGCAUAGAGCAGGUGAACGAAGCAUGUCGUGCUGUUUGUGACGUCAUUGCUCCAAAGGACAGUGAUAAGCUGUUACGAUCAUUUCAAGAAUCAAGAAGGGAAGUAGGUUUGUCUAGCGACCUCAAAGCACUAGUAACUGCAUAUCAGCAAGCACCAUCAAGGAGCCUUAAAAUCCAGAUACUCAGCAUCUAUGCUACUCGUUUCCCAGCCCAAUACUUGAAGAAAAUACACGAACCAUUUGAAAAGCUUAGCGACCGACAGAUAAAAAGAGCAAGAUCGCACGCCAAAAUUGUUGGAGUUGGACUGUCCGUUGAGAAACCGCUGCGCCACCGGGUGAAAAUUGAUUUGGUGAAGUUGGAUCACUUUCUGUCUUUUGUCAACCAGCCGUACUUCUACCAAGACGUGGCUUAUGGAACCAGGACGCUGAAGCUAGAUUCAGGAGAAGAGUUACUUAUGCCAAAUGUUGUCAGAAUUGUUGCGAGGUCAACGAUGAUAGAGCAGUAUUUAAAGCAUUGCAGCGAAGAUCAGUUUGAGCCUCUUUCGAGAUCGACGCUGUUUAGAAUAUUACAAGUCAGAGAAGCUUCUCAAAGAAAAUCGCUUCAAGGACUGGAUAACAUAGCUGCAGGAGGCGCUGAAGCGUUUGAAAGUGUGCGCAAGAUAGUA
Molecule: messenger RNA, 837 nt
Organism: Porites evermanni
Lineage: Eukaryota; Metazoa; Cnidaria; Anthozoa; Scleractinia; Poritidae
Source: the annotation of a GenBank genome assembly